Messenger RNA from Petromyzon marinus (sea lamprey), 1582 nucleotides. RefSeq names its product replication factor C subunit 2 (gene RFC2). NCBI's taxonomy places the organism in Eukaryota, Metazoa, Chordata, Hyperoartia, Petromyzontiformes, Petromyzontidae. Gene Ontology annotation, biological process: DNA-templated DNA replication; DNA repair. Gene Ontology annotation, cellular component: DNA replication factor C complex; nucleus. Gene Ontology annotation, molecular function: DNA clamp loader activity; ATP hydrolysis activity; DNA binding. The record is from RefSeq and is a predicted model, not a curated record.
CGGGGGGGUCACGCGCGCUGUGGUGGUCGUAACUGUCACGUGGUAGUGGUGUUUGGCGGGAAAAGGUCUGCGUCGCGGCAUGGAGGAGGAACGCAUGGAGACGCAUAGCGGGGACGCCUCUGAGCAGCCGGGGACCUCGGGGCUGGCGGCCACACCGCGGUCCCCAGGGACAGCCGGCGACAAGGAGGCGGCGGCGGGACCCGGGCGCGUGGGAUACGAGCUGCCCUGGGUGGAAAAAUACAGACCUCUCAAACUCAAGGAGAUUGUCGGAAAUGAGGAAACCGUGAGCCGCCUCGAGGUGUUUGCCAGGGAGGGAAAUGUUCCAAACAUCAUUAUUGCUGGCCCCCCUGGCACGGGCAAGACGACCAGCAUCUUGUGCUUGGCACGGGCACUGCUGGGCCCAGCGGUGCGGGAUGCUGUGCUGGAACUCAAUGCCUCCAACGAUCGGGGUAUAGACGUGGUGCGUAACAAGAUCAAGAUGUUCGCGCAGCAGAAAGUAACACUGCCUCGUGGCCGGCACAAGAUCAUCAUCCUGGAUGAGGCUGAUAGCAUGACCGACGGAGCUCAGCAGGCACUACGGCGCACCAUGGAGAUCUACAGCAAAAGCACACGCUUCGCUCUUGCGUGCAACGCCUCCGACAAGAUCAUUGAACCAAUCCAGUCGCGCUGUGCGGUGCUGCGGUAUUCUCGGCUGACGGACAGCCAGGUGCUGUCGCGCCUGCUGGAAGUGUGUGACCACGAGUGCGUGCAGCGCACGGACGACGGCUUGGAGGCCAUCAUCUUCACGGCACAGGGCGACAUGAGGCAGGCUCUGAACAAUUUGCAGUCCACGCACACUGGGUUUGGAUAUGUCAACAGUGAAAAUGUUUUCAAGGUGUGUGAUGAGCCACAUCCUCUGUUGGUGAAGGAAAUGAUUGGGCACUGUGUCAGCGGAAAUAUAGACCAGGCUUACAAGAUCAUGUCACAUCUGUGGAAGCUGGGGUACUCACCCGAAGACAUUAUCGGCAACAUAUUCAGGGUUUGCAAGACCUACGCUAUGGCUGAAUACCUCAAGCUGGAAUUCCUUAAGGAGAUCGGGCUGACGCACAUGCGCAUCGUGGAAGGUGUCAACUCAUUGUUACAGAUGGCUGGACUACUUGCUCGUCUCUGCAACAAAACAGUUGCCCCUGCUGCCAGCUGAUGGAAACACCAAGCAACAACAUUGUCCUCAGAGUGACCGAUGGCAGUGGGAAGCAGAGCCCAUUGAUUCUUGUAUUCUAUUUUGAUCAAUGAUGCUCAAUCAACAAUAAGUAUUGCCUUGGUCAUCUGAAGUAAAUUUACAAAGGGUGGGUUUGAUCCCAAAUAGUAAAAAGUAGCUGUAUAAAAUUGACUGCAUGGCUAUAUGAAAAGCUUUACUGUGUGAUAACAUUUGUACAUUAUUGUUUCUAAUCACAUUUCAUUUGCUUUAUUUAGUAGUAGAUGUUUAAGCUUUAUCUACAGCCACAAACUAGCUGAAUUGAAUGUAUUUUGCAUUGAAAUACAGUAUACGGUCAAAGUUCAGUCAUUUUCAAGUCAUUUAUUUAUAAAUAAAGAAAUAAACUUC